Molecule: messenger RNA, 1741 nt
Organism: Manihot esculenta (cassava)
Lineage: Eukaryota; Viridiplantae; Streptophyta; Magnoliopsida; Malpighiales; Euphorbiaceae
Exons: 1
Coding region: 555-1565 (336 amino acids)
Source: RefSeq, a predicted model, not a curated record
AUCGUAAUAAUAGUAAAAAUAAUAAUGGAGCCUCAGCCUGGCCAAGGGAGGCGGUGGCUUGUCUUGGUAUCUAAACAAAACAACAACUGCAUUAGCUGUCAUGGCACAGCCUCUUCUUUCCAGUUUUUGGCUAAUGACUCAUCAAUGACAUAGCAACUACUACCAUUUCCAGGAAUCUUGUUUUAAACAACUCAAAUAAUUUUAGCAUUCAUUCAAUGCUUGCUGACUCACCUGUCUUUAUCUUUAAUUCUAUUGGUUAAAGUCUUGAUCUUUUUUUUUUUCUUUCCAAUAAUCUAGCUGCUUUUCUCUGACGUGGCUCUAUAAUCCAUGAAAUAUACCCAAUAUUUUACUUGCCACAUCAGUUGCCAAUCUCUCUUUUUCUUUUAAAAAAAUCAAAUAAUUCGCUGCUUUUGGCCUUUAAAAACCCUAUCCGCUGCCCUUUGCAAAACCUCUCUUUUCCUCAUUCGUUUCGUUCACUUUAAAUUUUCAAUUUCAAUUGCAUUUCAGAUCCUUAUCUUUGCCGAUUCUUUGCAGACUUAUUGUACGUUCUGUUUAUGGAGAUCCCAGUGAUCAACAGAAUAGGCGAUUUCGAUGCCCGCAUAACCUCUCUGCAAAACCCAUCUUUUCUCUCCCAGAUUUUUGCUUUAUCUGGGGUCGAAAAGAUUCACCACGCAUACAGUUUUUGUAAAUGGGGAGCUUUGAUUCUUGCCCUCCUCGCUUCUUUUUCCCCCAUAAUCUAUAGAAUUAAGAUUCUUAUCCUUCGAAUUCGAAACCAUUAUUUAAUCAUUUCCCAGCCUCCUCUUAUCACCGAUGAUGAUUUUUUCUACAGCAGCGAAACAGACACGUCUUGUUCGUCUUUGUCAGAAGACGAAGACCAAGAAGAAGAAUACGAACCUGCAUCAUCUUCUUCACAGAGCUGGAGGUCCAUUGAUGAGGAUUUUAGUGUGAAAGGCUCCGGUCAUUACGCCGACAACCAGUUGCACAAUCAUAAUUUGAGGAGACGUAGAAACAGCAGCCUUGAAGACCUCUUUUCAUCGUUAUCUGACUUCACAAAUGGGAAGAGCGUAGUGAAUCUCUGGGAUAACUUAGGGUUCGGAUUAGGAUUGAACGUUGAUAAACAGCUAAGAAAUUGCAUUUCUGCUUACGAUAUGAAUACAGAGCUCAAUGUAUUUUCCGUUGUCGGUAAGAAAAGCGAGAUUCCUACCGUUACCACGUCGUCCUCAUCGCCGGCGGUGAUCGUAUCCGCCGAGACAAACGUGACCGGGAACUUGUUGAGGGUGUGGGAUACACGGGUCGGUGGUUGGAUACCGGAAAUACUCGCAGAGUGGAGACCAAGGUUGGGAAAAUUUGUCGGAAUAAGUGCCGACGGAGGGAAGAAAAUUUACGUCAGAGAUGAUAUCAGUGGGAGGUUAACGGUGGGUGACAUGAGAAAGGUCAGCUCACCGUUAGCAAAUGCCAUGGAAUCCCACGUGGAUACAUGGUGGGAUGCUGAUGCCGUUAUAGUCGCGAAAGAGGAGUCUGUUGACGAGUUGAGUGGAAGUGACUCGUUGUUGCGACGCGGUUAACUACUUAAGAGUUAAGAGUCUAAAAGUCUAACCUGUCUUUUGGAGAAAAACAAAAAAGUCGUACCUGUAUGGUUGAAAUGGCAAAACAGUCAAUACCCUGUAAAUAUUAAUUUAUUUUGUAAUAAUUAAAAAAAAAGAAAUGCAAAAAAAUUGUGAACUAAAUAUUUAUUUAUUUA